AUGGAAAAGUACUUUAUUGACGACAAGAAGGAAUUAAAAAAGACAAUUGAUGAGAUUCGACCUUCACAUUUUAGGAACCUGCAACAACUUUCGAUAAAAUGUUGUGAUGAAAGGCUAAACAAAUUGUUGUCUUUAUUGAUGAAGAGAGCAAAUAAGCUUGAAGAUAUCAGCAUUGAGAAAUGCGAAACUUUGGGACAUUUGUUUGAUCUCAACGAAUUUACCCCUGACAAUGAUGGACAUGGAAAAUAUUUUACACAAAUAAAGAGAUUGAUAUUGAUAGAACUACAUGACUUGAAAUGCAUAUGGAACAAGAAUCCAAUAGGAAUUAUUGGUUUUGAAAAUUUGCAAAUGAUACACAUAAUAAAUUGUUCCUCUCUACAAAAGUUAUUCACUCCUUAUGUAGCUGAGAAGCUCAGACAACUAAAUGAACUAAAGUUAGAGGCAUGUGAAAUGUUACAGCAAGUUAUUAAGAUUAAUGGUAUCAUUGGAAUAAUUAAGUUCCCAGCAUUAAAUAAGGUGGAGUUCAAGUCUCUCUCAAGAUUGAUUCACUUUUACUUGUUUCCUUUAGAAUUUCCUCAACUAAGAUCCUUGAUAAUAGAAAAAUGUCCUCAACUAGAAGAAUUUACAACUGGGUUUGCAACUAUACAUGUGCCACAAAUAACUAAUGUCGGGUCAUUUUCUGAGUUGAAUGAACUCAAGUUAGAUAACUGCCACAAGUUGGUAUGUGUAGUCUCAUCAUCUUGGGCCUUGCAAGAGUUGAAGAAUCUUAAGAAACUCAUUGUAAGCCAUUGCAACAAAUUGAAAAUGGUAUUCAACAUUCAUGGUGAAAUAUUUUAUUAUACAAAUCUCCUACAACAUCUGGAUGAAUUGAUUUUGAUUGAUCUACCUAAACUAACUCAUGUCAUCAGUAAAGAGUUUGUUGGGUUCUAUGAAAACUUGCAAAGCUUACAAGUGAAGCAAUGUAACUCACUUAAAUGGCUUCCAGGGUCUCUAAUGCUGAUAAGUAUAGACAUUUCAAAUUGUGAAGCCUUGGAGAAAAUUACGAUCGCUGAUGAUAUAUAUAAAGGAACAAGAGGAAAACACACCUUUCCUGAGUUAAAGUUUGUCUGUCUUAAAAACUUAACAAACUUACAUACUAUUUUUCCUUUUACAUCUCAAUUUCCUUCCUUAGAAGAAUUGAAAAUAACAAAUUGUCCCAAUUUGACCACUUUUGUUGAAGAGUCUAAGGAGCAAAAAGAUCCUGCAAAAUUCGUCACUUCAAACAUUUUCUUCCCAGAUUCAUUAUCACUGGAAACAUUAAAGAUGUUGUAUAUGAAAAAUCAAGAUGUUGAGAAACUUUGGCACAACAAUUAUCCUACCAAAUCAUUUUGUGAAAUGGAAUAUCUAACUUUGAGUAACAACAACAAAUUAUUGAAUGUCAUCUCUUCUAACAUGAUCAUAAGAUUUAACAAGUUGAAAAAAUUAACUUUGGAACAAUGUGAGGUAUUGACUGAGAUAUUUAACCUUGAAGAUGACAAGCCAAAUGAUAAUAUCCAAGAACUUCUUCCUCAGUUACAGGAACUGGCAUUGAGUAACCUAAGAAGUUUCACAUGUGUUUGGAACAAGGAGCCUCAAGUUUCAUUUUUUCCAAACUUAAUGUCACUUCACUUUGUUCAUUGUGGAGCCCUCCAAAGUCUAUUUUCAAUUUCUUCUACAAAAAAUCUUCAAAAUCUCAAAUCAUUGAAAUUGUGCAACUGUGACAAAGUAGAGGAGGUAAUAUCUAUUGAUAAUCGAGAAGACAUGACAAUCAGUUUUCCAAAAAUGGAAUGUCUUGUACUCAAGAAUCUUCCGAAGUUUCUCAGUUUCUAUCAACAAAAUGGAACAAUUCAUUUACCUAACAUACAAAUUGUACAGGCAAGCAAUAUUCCAAGCAUGAAAACAUUUUCAGAAGGUAGAGUCAUCACCCCAUUGCUAAGAUCAAUACAUGUAACAUUUGUCAGGAAACUCUGGCUAGGAAAUUUAAACAAGACCUUAUCACAUAUCAGCAACAAUCCAAGUAUCUAA
Vigna umbellata (rice bean) is the source of this 2043-nucleotide messenger RNA. RefSeq names its product putative disease resistance protein At4g19050. NCBI's taxonomy places the organism in Eukaryota, Viridiplantae, Streptophyta, Magnoliopsida, Fabales, Fabaceae. The record is from RefSeq and is a predicted model, not a curated record.